AACAACACCUCUUGUAGGAGACGGUAUGUUAUACCUACCUACCUAUAUUUCUCAAUCCACUAUAAGCUAUUUUUUCUCUAAUACUUCAUCACAGACAAUCCUCUUGGACUCAUUUGGACCUUCAACUUUAGUACUCCCUUCGACAAAAACACAAAUUUUAGUACCAUACUUGGCACUUUAUCAAAAGCCCCCGGCGGAGGUGCUGCAACUAACAUUGCGCCUAACUAUAAGAAUGGAGCAUUGCUUGCUAACGAUAAUGAGUUCUUUCUAUAUGGAGGUACAUUAAUGACGACCUCGCUAUAUUCUCCGCCCGACGGCGAAUCUGCGCUAGGUUACAUAGCAUCAGACUAUAACAGCAAUGGCCGUUCAUUCCGCGCGGGAUUUCAGACUGACGAUCUCCCCGAUGGCAUUACUCGGUAUGUCGCUUUCGGUGCUGCCGCCAAUGCCCCUUCUGAGCAGAGAGCUUGGUAUUUUGGCGGAUACCGAUCUUCGUCGUGGGGCCCAAUUUACCUAAAUCUUAACUCUACCUAUGACCCUUCAACUGUUUCGAAUACCCUCAUGUCACUAGAUAUGACUGUUCAAGGACAAGAAGUUUGGAACAAUGCGACGUUGCCGCCCGGAACACAGAGUCGUGCGGGUCCAUCGAUGGUAUGGGUUCCCGUAGGUGAAAAGGGGAUACUCGUAGUCCUGGGCGGCGUCACAUAUCCCGCUUAUGAUAAUUCCAAUCACACAUCUCAAAACCCGGCACAGAGCGAAAAAGAUAGCCCGGGUUUCAUGUCUAAUGUUGAUAUUUAUGAUUAUGCAGGCGACGCAUGGUAUCGGCAACCAACACAGAAUGCCCCCCCUGCAUUGACAAGAGGGUGUGCUGUACUUGGUACUGCGAAAGACAAAUCAAGCUUCAACAUCUACUAUUAUGGUGGCUAUAACGGUCUUGAUAUAAAUUCGGACUUUAAUGACGAAGUAUGGGUGCUUUCGCUCCCGUCCUUCAUGUGGAUGAAGGUCUCCCAAGGCACACCUGAACACGGUCGAGCCGGGCACCAGUGCGUUACGCCAUAUCCGGACCAGAUGAUAGUCAUUGGGGGUACCACAACUACAAAAGGCGACACCGCCAAAUGUCUCGAUGGUGACAAUCCAUCAAUGUUGCAGGCUUACAAUCUUACCGAGGCGACGUGGAUGGAUUCAUAUGACCCAAAGAGCUGGGACGAUUACGGAGUCCCUGAGAUGAUCCAUGUUAUGAUAGGUGGCAGCUUCUCUGGCGGCGCAACUGCAACCACUCCAGGCCCCAGUGGUUGGGCCACACCAUCGCUCGGCAGCGUCUUUGCUACUCCCUACACAUCAAAAAUAACGACGUAUUAUCCCUACAGCUCCGUAGGCCCCGGAAAUGGUACUCGAGGCGAUGCCCACAGCGGAGGCGGAGGAGGGGGUACACCUGGUUGGGUCGGUGCUGUAUUGGGUGUGGUUCUCGGCCUUGUCUUCAUAACGGCUGUUGUCGUUGGCAUCAUCUUAUAUAGGAGAAGAAGGCUUCUAAAGAAGAACGACAGCACCGGGGGCGACCAAUCAACAGAUGAGAACGGCAAUAAGGUCAAGUCCUGGAUACAAAAUUUGAAAGCGCCAACGGUAAAUACCGAUGACAACCGCACGCAAUGCAACGAUACGGAGAGCCGGGGCGUCUCACCAAGCCAUCCGGAAACGGCUAUGUUCUCACCCGUCGAGAUGCCAGAUACGCAAUUUUAUGAACUAUUGGGUGACUCUCCGCAUCCAGGCGAAUUAUCAACCGGCACAGAAGGUGUCCAUAGCCCACACUCAGCCUAUGUAGUAGACCCGAAACAGAACCCCUUCGCCUCGGGGCCGAACACGCCGCACUCUAUUAUGACACCUGUCAGCCAAUUUCCCUUCGGCGGUACCGCAUCGCACGACCACGCUGCGAGCUUCGGCUCUCAUGGGACGCCGCCGCCACAGUACACGCAAAGACCCGACUCGCCGCCCCUCGGAACGAACGACGCGCAAUACGGGUCCAUCGCCGGUAUCGCCGUCUCCAGCAACAACAUCAACAGCUCCGGCUCGGACAUUCCCACGAACACAAGCAACAGCGGCCCAAAUAACGGGGAUAGGCCUCCUCCCGCGGGCUCGAACCCGAACCGCAACACCGUGAUCAGUGGCGUAAGCAGCUUUAGCGACCGCGAGGCGGGACACCUGCGACAGAUCAGCGACACAACUGUCAGUUCCGUAAACCCAGACGACGCACACCAUCACCAACAUCAAGGGGGCAAUGUACAAAAUAGCCCGCCGUUGCCAGUAAGUCCGCCAAGCGUGGACACCUCAAGUGGCGGAACGGAUUACAUAAGUCACCGACCGUCGCAACGUUCGAGGGACGGCGGGGAUGGAACUACGAAUAGCCCGCUUCGGCAGAGCAUAUUCGUGGAGAGCGAGGAUGAUCUAGGGCCAGGACGAGGGGAGGCGCGGUGAUCUGUUUCAAGUGAAGUGAAAACGAAAAGCAAAAAAUAACGAUAAACCCAAAACGACAAAAUAAUGAAAAUUUCCACGAUUUUACACUUAAUAAAUUAGCUAAACUUCCUUUCCCCAAACCACAGUAUAGAUACCAUGGCGUUGUUUUUUCAUCUCAUCUCAUCUGGGUAUUCGAGAGGGACGGGUUUGGGCUGGGGCUGGACCGGGAAUGAGUUAUCUACCUCAAAUAGCAGGUAGGAAAGGAAAAGAAAGGACAGGAUAGGAGGCAAUAGGUUUAUUUCCCUGUAUAUAAGUACAGACCUGCUCGGGAGGCAGGAGACAUGUCAUUUUGGAUAUGAUUGGACGGAUUGCGUAUGAGGAUGGAGAAGGGCAAGGGACGACGAGACGACCAUACAUAUGCUUACAGUGAUCGAAAGAUCGAUCAAUCAUUGACUCUUAAAUUUAAUAAUGUGUUAAUCCA
Molecule: messenger RNA, 2926 nt
Organism: Annulohypoxylon maeteangense
Lineage: Eukaryota; Fungi; Ascomycota; Sordariomycetes; Xylariales; Hypoxylaceae
Exons: 3
Coding region: 286-2466 (726 amino acids)
Molecular function (GO): protein binding
Source: RefSeq, a predicted model, not a curated record